Mytilinidion resinicola is the source of this 1974-nucleotide messenger RNA. RefSeq names its product flavin-binding monooxygenase. The coding region runs from base 1 to 1923 and encodes 640 amino acids. Gene Ontology annotation, molecular function: flavin adenine dinucleotide binding; N,N-dimethylaniline monooxygenase activity; NADP binding. Lineage: Eukaryota; Fungi; Ascomycota; Dothideomycetes; Mytilinidiales; Mytilinidiaceae. The transcript has 5 exons. The record is from RefSeq and is a predicted model, not a curated record.
AUGCCUUCCAAAACCCUCCCUCAAUACCAAGGCCUCCCGCCCCACACCAAUCGCUCCGGUUAUACCGUCCCAGACAUCACAUACAAGUCCCCAGCCAACCGCCGCAUGCGUGUCAUAACCAUUGGCGCCGGCUUUUCGGGUAUUCUGCUCGCAUACAAGUUCCAGAAAUCACUUCAGAACGUCGAGCAUGUGAUCUAUGAGAAGAACGGGGAAGUCGGCGGAGCAUGGUUGGAGAAUCGGUACCCAAACUGUGCUUGUGAUGUUCCCGCUCAUUCCUAUGUGUACAACUUCGCGUUGAACCCUCACUGGCCCGAACUCUUCUCUAAAGCAGACCAUAUCUGGAAGUACCUCGACCGCGUCUGCCGCGUCUUCGGUCUCCGGAAAUAUAUGCGAUUCAACCAUAAAGUAAUCAAAGCGGUCUGGAACGAGGAGACCGGGAAGUGGAACGUCGAUAUCGAGAAGACGUACGCUGAUGACUUCACCGAAGUCAUCCAUGAUCAAUGUGACGUCCUCCUCCAAGCCUCUGGCGUCCUCAACAACCCCAUCACACCCCACAUCGAAGGCAUCGAGACUUUCAAAGGCAAGGUUAUCCAUACCGCUCUCUGGCCCGACGAAUACGGCCCAGAGCAGUGGAAGGGCACCCGCGUCGCCAUCAUCGGCGCCGGCUCUUCAAGCGUGCAAGCUACGCCAGGCAUGCAGCCCUUCGUGGACCACCUCGACAUCUUUAUCCGCUCGAACACCUGGCUCUCGAAUCCGCGCUCCAUCAGACCCAUGAAGACCGUGUACGAUGCCGAAGAGCAAGCCGCCCUGGAAAAAGACCUCGGUGCUCUCGUCGACAAAGCGAGAGAGAACGAAUUCUUCGUCAACUUGAGAUGGGCGAGCAUGUUCAAAGAUCGGCCAGAGAGCAAGGUCAUGUACGAGAAGAGCGCGGAGGCUAUGGAGCAGAUCCUCGCCGAGCCACGGUUGAUUGAGAAUUUGGUGCCGGAGUUCGGCGUCGGGUGUCGGAGGACUUCGCCUGGGAUCGCGUUUAUGGAAGCGCUGAAACAGCCGAAUGUUGAUGUGCAUUUCACCCCUGUGGUGAAGAUCACGCCGGACGGGCCUGUGCGUGCGGAUGGCACGACAACGAAGGUAGAUGCGCUGAUCUGCGCGACGGGGUUUGAUACCAGUUUCCGCCCGCAUUUUCCGAUCAUUGGGCAAGAGGGCGUUUCGUUGGCGGACAAGUUCACACCGCAUCCGGAUGGGUAUUUAGGGGUGUCGGCGCCGGGGUUUCCGAAUUAUCUCAUGUUUUUCGGCCCCUCUUGGCCCAUCUUCGACGGCUCAGUAACAGAGAGUCUCAGCGCCGUCGGCGACCUCGCAAUCAAGAUGAUCCAGAAGAUCCAGGCCGAGAACAUCCGCUCCAUGGCGCCGCGCCAGGACGUCACAGAUGCCUUCAAUGAGCAUACGCAGACCAUGCUCGGCGGCACUGUGUGGGCCGAUACGUGCAGCGGAUGGUACCACGACAAGAACGGGCGCGUGACAGCGAUUUGGCCGGGCUCUGCGCUCCACUUCCAGUCCGUGAUCCGGGAGCCGCGGUGGGAGGACUUUGAAAUUAAGCAUAUGAGUAAGCAUAAUAUGUGGGAGUAUCUAGGCCUUGGGUUUACGGAGAGGGAGAGAGAUGAGAAGGCGGAUAAGGCGCCGUAUAUGAAGAAGGAGUUCUUGGAUGAGAAGUUUUAUGAUUAUGCGGCGUUUCCGGAUUAUGAGGGACCGGCGCCGACGAGGGAGAGUGCUAAGGCUACGAGAGAACAGAGGUCGGAAGGUUCUUCGAAUGGGCCUGUGAAUGGUGGGGUGGAGAAGAAAGCCGUAAAUGGGGGUUUUGCGGACGCUGAGGUUGACCAUGUCGAGGUUGAUGGUAAGGUUAGGCUUCAGGAAGGCCUCUCCGCUUGAAAUCUCUCCUGUUGCAAGCGUAAGUAUGAUCUAUAGGAGGGACGUGUACAA